This is a messenger RNA of Drosophila suzukii, 1620 nucleotides long. RefSeq lists its product as uncharacterized. The record is from RefSeq and is a predicted model, not a curated record. Lineage: Eukaryota; Metazoa; Arthropoda; Insecta; Diptera; Drosophilidae.
AAAAUGUCAAAGUGAAAUUUGUAUUGGUUUUACUGUUUCGGUUCCGUGUUCAGUAUGCCUUCAGGCUUUAUCCGAAAUGGAGCGUUCUAGCAUCAGCCUCGAGGAAAAUAAAAAAAACCGCCUCACCUUGAAAAAGAUCAAGAGCAUUGAUAAAAUACAUAAGACAUAUUUACCUAAAACGUCGGACAGCAAAUUAAAGAAAUUACCCACUUCUAUACUGAAAGUUAAAAACACCGAAAAUAGUAAAAUUGAAAAUAACAAUGUUGAUCCUAAUAAUAAUAAUCUUUACCAUUACACCGCGUCCACGACAACUUUAAAGAACGAACCCCAAGAAGAUGUUACUAACAUGUCCGAUGCUACUGGUAUACAACAAUCCGCGGACUUAGAAAAUCAUCGUGCUCGCAUUUCAUCCGGGCAAAUGAGUAAGCGAAGUGUGAAUUCUUUAUCCUCUGAGUGCUCGGCCAACGGCGGUGCUCCGGUCAAUUUUAACCAGCUGAACUGUGUGACCUUCGCCGAACCGGAAAUAGGAAAUAUUUCUUUCUCCGACCUAGAAUCAUCUAGCUCCACAAUGAAUAAUGAAUCUGAGAUGAAUAAUCCAUCUGAUCUGGAUGUAGAUGUUACCUAUUGUUGCUGCGACCAAAGUUCUAUGCAGCCAGAUCAGGCUUUACACCAGCCUGAUCCAAUAGAUAGAACAACACCAUCGGAUUCCAGUUCCGACGAGCAGCAAGAAAUUACGGAAGAGGAUCCAUGUUUGUCGGAUUCUAAUGAGGAAAUCGCUGAGGGUGACGAGGAUUCCGAUGACUUUGAGCAGAACGAAGAUUCAGAGGAUCGCGGUUUUCAAAUGCCAGAUCCUGAAAUCGGCAAUACUAUCACGGAACGUAUUACUACUACUACUGUUACGCGCUCGGUGAGCAGUUUUUCCAUAGGGCUACGAUCCCCCAGCUUUCCAUCAAGUGGGACUUAUGGUGGGCCGCCUCCGCCGGAGGAAUUCAAUUGUCUGGAUAUCGACGGAUUCCUGAGAACCCAACACCGACGACCGCCACCGAGACCAAACCGCGAAUGCCGCUACGUCAACGAUAUGAUGCACAGCCAAUCGGUUUAUAUGUCCGAUUACAGGCCGAUUAUACCCGGUCAGUUUAACCAAGGAUACGGACCUCAGCCUUUUUACGGAGGACGCCGUUUCCGGGAUAUGCCAAUGCGCGGCGCAUUUGAACCCAGAUAUCCCUACCCUCCGGACAUGCCAAUAGGAGGUGGAUAUCCCGUUCCCACUGAACCGAUUUUUAUAGGACCCCAUCCGGAAGGCGGAUUUGAAGUCAAUUAUGCCUUUCCCCCUGACCCGUUUUCUUCAAAUCCCUGGGUUGGUAGCUGUCCUCCACCUGUACCCAAUCCAUUCCCCUAUUCACCUUGUUACUCCACUGGAAUCUAUGGAACGGGGGCCAACUGCAUGGAUCCACAAGGCCGCCAUUGUCCUAAUUGUUCAGGCCCCGGUUAUUGCCGUCCAUCUCCAUGCGGUCCCCCCAUGUGGGGUCCAUAAGGUUUACAUUGACGGACAGAAGCGGGAUAGGGCAGAAGACCACGAUCGUUAUGAAGUGAGAUCCUCAUGAAAAUACAGAUACAAGC